GACAACACCGCGGGCGCUUUACGGCAGCGGGCCGGGGGUCCAGGGAGGGUCCCGAGGGAGUUUUAAGGGGACCCCGAGGGGGUCCCGGUGCCUCCGAGGCGUCUCCGUGAACACCGAAUUUCCCCCCGCGCCCUCCUUUGUGCCGCGCCACGGCGCUACUCGGAGCGCGCCUCUCUUGACGGCGGGCUGUACGACAGUCUGAGGGGCGUCCGGCGCGCUUUACGGCAGCGCGGCCGGGGCAGCGCGGCCGAGGGGGAUUUUGGGGGGUCCCGGGGGGGUUUUGGGGGGUCGCGGAGGGUCCCGGGGGGGGCCGGGGGCCGGUGCCCCCCCCGAGGAUGCCGCUGGCCGUGCAGUGGCCGUUCCCCCCGGAGCCGUCGCGGCGCUGGGCCCUGGCGAGCCGCGUGGUCACGGGCCUGGUGGGCACCUACAGCUGCGUGUGGACCCGUGAGUCAGGGGACGGCGUUUACCAGCGGGGCAUGGAUUUUAUACUGGAAAAACUCAACCAGGGAGACUGGGUGCACGUGUUCCCCGAGGUUUUUGGGGUUCUCUUGGCGCACAUCACGGUGGUCGUGGGGCGCCCCUUCAGUGCCCGGCCUCUCCUGGAGCGGCUGCGCAGCGAGGGGACCCCCACGGUGGAGCUCCGCAAGGCCCUGACCGAUUUUGUCCAGCGGGAAUUCGAGGCUCUGCGGGGCCACGCCCGGACCCUGCACCCCACCCCAUAACUGGGGGUCCCCCUGCCCCACAACUGGGGGGUUUUGCCCCAAAACUGGGGCUUCUGCCCCAUAAUUUGGGGUUGUGCCCCACAACUCCGGGUUGUGCCCCAUAGCAAGGCCCUCCUGCCCCAUAAAAGGGGAUUUUACCCCAUAAUUUGGGGGUCUUAUCUAAUAAUUGGGGGUUCUGCCCCAUAGCAGGGGUCCCUGGUGGACUCCCUGCCCCAUAGGGGGGUCCUGCCCCCUUCUGAGCCCCCCAACUGUGCACGGUGCCAAUAAAAGAAGGUGGAACCUC
Molecule: messenger RNA, 1005 nt
Organism: Onychostruthus taczanowskii (white-rumped snowfinch)
Lineage: Eukaryota; Metazoa; Chordata; Aves; Passeriformes; Passeridae
Gene: TAFAZZIN
Product: tafazzin, phospholipid-lysophospholipid transacylase
Exons: 5
Coding region: 336-722 (128 amino acids)
Biological process (GO): cardiolipin acyl-chain remodeling; inner mitochondrial membrane organization
Cellular component (GO): mitochondrial membrane
Molecular function (GO): 1-acylglycerophosphocholine O-acyltransferase activity
Source: RefSeq, a predicted model, not a curated record